This is a messenger RNA of Racocetra fulgida, 239 nucleotides long. NCBI's taxonomy places the organism in Eukaryota, Fungi, Glomeromycota, Glomeromycetes, Diversisporales, Gigasporaceae. The record is from the annotation of a GenBank genome assembly.
CACUUUUGCCACUUUCAGUAGCUGAAGCGGGAGAAGCGGGAGAAGCGGCAGCUGAACCAGUAGCAGAACCUGUCGCCGCAGAAACAGCGGCAGCUGUCGGUGUAGAAGCAACAGUUCCUGUCGGUGUGGAGCUACCUGAAGGAGUGUCACUUGGAGCAGCGGGUGUAGCUGGAGAUUGUUCUCCUCCAGGUGUAGUUGAAGGUUCUACCGCAUUAGAAGCAGUUCUUUCAGGAUUAUAG